Messenger RNA from Drosophila simulans, 210 nucleotides. RefSeq lists its product as uncharacterized. NCBI's taxonomy places the organism in Eukaryota, Metazoa, Arthropoda, Insecta, Diptera, Drosophilidae. The record is from RefSeq and is a predicted model, not a curated record. Bases 54 to 176 code for a protein of 40 amino acids. The transcript has a single exon.
AAAAGUUUCUACCUUCAUUUGAGAAGCACCUUAAAAAUCCAGGAUCAUUUAAGAUGAAGUUCCUCUACGUAUUCCUCGUUAUCGCCUUGGCCAUUCAACUGGCAGCUUCAGCUACCAAUUCAACACAUACCCACAAGACUAAAGUUAUUGUGACCCGCAGGAAAACAGCAAAUUGAUUUGAACAUAUUUACACUUUCAAAAUAAACAUUU